Messenger RNA from Gopherus flavomarginatus (Mexican gopher tortoise), 6895 nucleotides. RefSeq names its product RNA binding motif protein 27 (gene RBM27). The transcript has 21 exons. The coding region runs from base 136 to 3201 and encodes 1021 amino acids. NCBI's taxonomy places the organism in Eukaryota, Metazoa, Chordata, Testudines, Testudinidae. The record is from RefSeq and is a predicted model, not a curated record. Gene Ontology annotation, biological process: mRNA processing. Gene Ontology annotation, molecular function: metal ion binding; RNA binding. Gene Ontology annotation, cellular component: nucleus.
AGGCCCUGGCGGGGGGGAGGGGGCUGCUGGCGAGUAACUGUCCUGGGGGAGGCGGGGUCCGAGCCGGCGCUGGAGGCCUGGGGCCAUGGUGUCCGGGGUGUAGUGGAGGCGCCGGGCGGAGCAGCAGGGGGCACCAUGAUCAUUGAGAACGUGGACGCCCUCAAGACCUGGCUGGCCAAGUUACUGGAGCCGAUAUGUGAUGCAGACCCUUCAGCCUUAGCCAACUAUGUUGUGGCAUUAGUCAAGAAAGACAAACCAGAGAAAGAGCUGAAGGCUUUCUGUGCUGAUCAGCUAGACGUCUUUCUGCAGAAAGAAACUUCAGGUUUUGUAGAUAAACUGUUUGAAAGUCUGUACACAAAGAACUACCUUCCUUCCCUUGAACCAGCAAAACUAGACCCGAAGCCCGCAGGUCAGGAAAAAGAAGAAAUCAAAGAGGAGGUAAUAUUAACUUCCCAUCCACCUGCUUCUAUAUUUCAAGAGUCGUUUGAGGAAGAACGAGAUGGCAGGAAAAAGAAGUAUCCUAGCCCACAGAGAAACCGUUUAGAUUCUAAUGAACAAAGAACCAGAGAGAAAAAGAGAGAUGAUGUCAAAUGGAGAGACUAUGACAGAUACUAUGAUCGGAAUGAUUUAUAUAGAGACAAAUACGACUGGCGAAGAGGCAGGAGUAAAAGUCGUAGUAAAAGCAGAGGCUUAAGCCGAAGUCGUAGCCGCAGCGGGGGUAGGAGCAAAGACCGGGAUCUGAACAGAAAUAUUGCAGAACACAAGGAGAGAGCAAAAUUCAAGAGUGAAAGGAAUGACAUGGAGAGCUCGUAUAACCCAGUGUCUUUGUCAUCCAGUAAUUCUACUGAACAGUAUUCCUCUGCGCAGUCUAUUCCCAGUGCUGUUACUGUGAUUGCACCUGCUCACCAUCCUGAGAACACAACAGAGAGCUGGUCAAAUUAUUAUAACAAUCAUAGUGUUCCCAAUUCAUUUGGCAGAAAUCCUCCGCCUAAAAGACGAUGUCGAGAUUAUGAUGAGCGAGGAUUUUGUGUACUUGGCGACCUUUGCCAAUUUGAUCAUGGAAAUGACCCUUUAGUAGUAGAUGAAGUUUCAUUGCCAAGCAUGAUUCCUUUUCCACCACCACCCCCAGGACUCCCCCCUCCUCCUCCUCCUGGUAUGCUAAUGCCUCCAAUGCCAGGCCCAGCUCCCAGUAUGAGAAUGCCAGGCCCACAAGUACAUCCUCGGCCACCACCUCCUGUCGUGCUUCCUGUAUCAAGACCACCUUUAACACAGUCAAGUUUGAUGAAUAACCGUGACCAGCCUCGGACAAGUGCAGUGCCCAAUCUUGCACCAGUGGGAGCAAGACUACCUCCUCCUUUACCCCAGAACCUACUGUAUACAGUAUCAGAACAUACAUAUGAGCCAGAUGGUUAUAACCCUGAAGCACCUAGUAUUACCAGUGCUGGUAGAUCUCAGUACCGACAGUUCUUUACUAGAACACAGACACAGCGUCCAAAUCUGAUUGGCCUAACAUCUGGGGAGAUGGAUACAAAUCCAAGAGCGGCGAACAUUAUCAUCCAGACUGAAACUCCCAUUUCCAUUGCAAAUAACAGCAGCAAUGUAACCAGAGUGGUGCUUGAGCCAGACAACAGGAAAAGACCUCCAAGUAGCAUGGAAGGGCCAUCUGUAAAGAAACCCUGGAUGGGAAAGCAAGCCAAUAACCAGAAUAAACCAGGAUUUCUGAAAAAGAAUCAAUACACUAACACCAAGCUGGAAGUUCGAAAAAUCCCCCCUGAGUUGAAUAAUAUUACACAACUCAAUGAACAUUUCAGCAAAUUUGGAACUAUUGUUAACAUUCAGGUUGCUUUCAAGAAUGAUCCUGAAGCUGCUUUAAUUCAAUAUUUAACUAAUGAUGAGGCCAGAAAGGCCAUUUCCAGCACAGAGGCAGUUUUAAACAAUCGAUUUAUAAGGGUGCUGUGGCACAGGGAAAAUGAGCAGCAGCCACCACUGCUGCAGCAACACCUGCACCAUCACCAGCAGCCACCGCCACAAUCUCUGCAUCACCAGCUUCAUCUUCAACAACAAACGCUGACUGCCCAACCUCCAGCUGCAACAGUACAUAGCAAUGUGUCAAAGGUGAUAACUAAACCCCUGGCAUCGGGUGCCUAUGUUCUUAAUAAGGUUUCAGUUAAACGUCGCCUUGGAGCAGCAGGUGGAAACCAGACAGAUGCAGCACAUUUGUUAAACCAGUCCAGUGCUACUGCAGAGGAUUCUCAGACAUUUCCUACUCCUGCAAGCCAUACCAAAAUGGUGUAUAAUUCCCCAAACUUAAAGACAUCUGUGAAAUCUGGCACAGGAUCUAAAUCCCAUGAUGUUCAAGAGGCCCUUAAAAAGAAACAGGAGGCAAUGAAGUUACAACAAGAUAUGAGAAAAAAGAAGCAGGAGAUGUUAGAAAAACAAAUAGAAUGCCAAAAGAUGUUGAUAUCUAAGCUGGAGAAAAAUAAAGCCACGAAACCAGAGGAGAGGGCAGAAAUAAUGAAGACCUUGAAAGAACUAACAGGAAAAAUCUCUCAGUUAAAGGAUGAAUUGAAAACUUCUUCUGUAGCCUCCACGGCAUCAAAACUGAAGUCCAAGACAGAGGCACAAAAGGAGCUUUUAGAUGCAGAACUGGACUUUCAUAAAAGACUGUCUUCUGGAGAAGAUACAACGGAGUUGCGGAAAAAGCUCAGUCAACUACAGGUUGAGGCUGCCCGUUUAGGUAUCUUACCUGUAGGUCGAGGGAAGGCGGUAUCUGCUCAGGGCAGAGGAAGAGGACGAGGUCGUGGUGGGAGAGGAAGAGGCACAUUGAAUCAUAUGGUGGUGGAUCACCGCCCCAAAGCUCUAACUGUUGGUGGCUUCGUAGAAGAGGAGAGAGAUGAAUUAUUACAACAUUUCUCUAAAUUUGGUGAUAUUGAAGACCUCCAAGAAGAGGAUUCUCCUUUAAGUGUCAUUCUGACUUUUAAGUCCCGCUCAGAAGCUGAAAAUGCUGCUAACCAAGGAUUAAGAUUCAAAGACCGAAGACUACAGAUAUCAUGGCACAAACCUAAGGUACCGUCUGUGUCCACAGAAAUUGAGGAAGAGGAGUCCAAGGAAGAGGAGACUGAAACCUCAGAUUUAUUUUUGCACGAAGAUGAUGACGAUGAUGAUGAAGAUGAAGAUGAAUCCCGUUCUUGGAGAAGAUGAAACUUGAUUUGGAAUUGUAUAGUUUUAGGAAUAUAGUUUGAACUACAACUUUUAAAAAUUUAUUUAAGAAAGUUGAUGAGCCAAAAAAAAUUAUUUUAUUUUACUUUUCAAAACACACAGUAGAUUUCAAGUGAGAACAAGUUUGUGAUAUGAACGUGACAGAUACUUAGCUGUGAUACUAGGUCAGCCAAAGGCCCAAUGACUUUUUACAGAGUUAUAAAGAUCAUCAGUGAUGGUAGUCCUCCUAUAAAGAAGAAACUUAUGAAUAUUGUCAAGCCCUUUUUUCACACCACCUGUAUUAUCUUGUUUUUUAAUGCUUUGAUUUAUUAGAUAUAAAUGAAAAAAUGUUACAGGCUUUAUUUAGUAAUGUUAUAGGGUUGCAGGAGAGAGCUGCAGACACAUUUUCAUUAAAUGUCAAUUGCCUCAUGUUUGCUAACUCAAAAAGGGCAAUAUUUUAUUACAUGUGAAGUCAGCUAUUGUAGGAAAUAUUUGUGUCUGAAUUCAUUUUUUGCUUAAGACCUGUCUUGAGAGCCCCACACAACUUCAGUGUAGAAGACCCCAACUUUUCUGCCUUCUAGUGUUUUUGUCUUCUGUUUCCUCUUGCAUACGUUAAUAGGGAAUUAGCAUGAUACUGCCUGGUACUAGUUCACAGUAAAUUGCUUUAAAUCUUGUUUCACUGUGAAACAUUAGCAGUGACACUGAUAUCUGUGUCAUUAGCAUAUUGUUUCCAUUCUUUCACUGUCAGUGUCAAUUCCUUCUUACAGUUUGGAUGCAAGAGUCAAGCUUAAUCCAGGCUGAUUUCUUGCAUUGUCAGUGUUGGUAAAUAUCAAUCCUGUUAAACUGUAUAGAGUUCUAAAACAAGCAACCAUGAGAACCCUCUUCUCUCACCUCCGCAAUGUGACCAGGUCUGUCACUUUUAUUAAUAUUCAGGCCAAACCCAUACAGUGUUCAGAGCAAGUUUUAUUGUUUUUUUGGCCCAUGGAAGGUCAAUAUCCUAUUAUACCAAACCAGCACUUUAAGUGAUAUGAUUCUUAAGACUAGUGUUUAAAACUCACUUUAAGAUAUAAAUACGAAUAGUUUUCCUAAAGUGCAGUUUCAUUUAAAAGCAGGUAAAACAGACAACAAAAUUUUCAAUUGCCUUUGUCUUUAUACCACUUUAAAACAAAAAAGCACCAAGAAAGAAAUGAUGGUGAUUUUGGUAGAAAUGGGGCUAAGAAGUUUAGACCCUCAAGAGCCAUAGAUCUUCGUAACUCUGUUAUGUGGGUCUUGCUGUUCAUGAGCAUAAAUACAUUAUCCAGUAGGCUUUUUCCUUCACUCUGUAGGCAUCUGUACUGUACACUUUGUACAGUUAGAGUUAUCUGGUAUGUAAGUAGCCAUGUAAAAUAAUGUCUUUGCAUUCUAAAUGUCUGUUUGAAGGAGCAGAGCAAACACUCUCUUACCAACUGCUGGGAUUCUAAACAGCUUAUUAUAUACAUGUACCAAAUGCAUACAUUCUUGGCUUUAGAAAUCAUAUAUUGCUUUCAGAUAUUAAGCACACUAGAGUAUUUGGCAACUGUUUCCUGAUUCAAAAUAAAUACAACAUGUACCAGAAAUUUUAAUUUAGGCUAAACAUAGCUAGUUACUUGAAGUCAUGUUCUUUCAGGUUGCCCCUCAUGCUCUUCCUCUCCAUUUGAAUAUCCUUUUGCUGUGGUAAUAUGUAAAAGAAGCCAAAACUUUAUCGCUUUAAGUUUCAGUGUCAGUUGGAGGGAAUAUGUCCUUCAAUAUUUCCCCCCUUCAUAUUAAGACUUCCAUUUUCUAAUUAAAUACUGCAUUCCUACUACUGCUGAGUUUAAAUUUAUGAAGGAAUGAUGAAAAAACAUAAAUACUUUGAACCUAGAAGAAUAAUCCUUGCUCUUCUCCCACCAUCUCUAAUAUUUUCUUAAUGUCUGUGGCUCAGUGUAUGUUUUGAUAGAUCCAUUACAGCAAAUGUUUGAGUCCUGACAGUUUAAAAAAUGAUAGAGGGAACAAAGGAUUUAUAUAUUUUUUUUGUACAGAGUUUUUCUUAAACUGUAUAAUUUUGUAAAUAUUUUGCUUUUUGUGUACUAAAACUACCAGCGUAUAGAUUUCAAUAAGAAUUGUUGUAUUUUUGUAUUUGGAAACUAAAGAUUACAGUGAAUGAAUGAAGCUGUAAGGCAGUGUUGUUUUCAAACUGGGGUCAUCGCUUGUGUAGGGAAAGCCCCUUGCGGGCUGGGCCGGUUUGUUUACCUGCCCUGUCCGCAGGUCCGGCCAAUCACGGCUCCCACUGGCCCCAGUUCACCGCUGCAGGCCAAUGGGGGCCGCUGGAAGCAGCAGUCAGUAAGUCCCUUGGCCCUCGCCAUUUCCAGCAGCUCCCAUUAGCCUGGAGCAGCGAGCCGUGGCCAGUGGGAGCCACGAUCGGCUGGACCUGCGGACGGGGCAGGUAUACAAACCGGCCCAGCCCACCAGGGGCUUUCCCUACACAAGCGAUGACCCCUGUUUGAGAACCACUGCCGUAAGAGAAAUUUCAGUAGCCUUUGACACAGUUAAACAAUGGGGUUUCCUUUUCAUAUGGUUUUAGCACUAAAAGGACACACCUUAUCGGCACACUUUGUUGAGAGACACUUUUGCCCUUGCUCAUAUGUAUUGGCUUUUUUAGUUUGGUGAGCUAGGAGAGAGGUAAGGGUGGAAGAUUUAUUUAAUGGGCUUUGGAGAGAUUUGUAUAGCAUUUUCUUUUGGUAUACACAUUGGUAGCCUUACAUAAAUCCGCAAGUGACAUCCCAAACAUGAUUUCUAAGCAUUGAAGCACAAAGGUGCGUUGUGCUUCCGAACUUGGCUUGUGUAUUUAAAACAUGCUGUUAUAUUAUUGGGAAUAUAAGUGAUAGGCAGCAUAAUAGUAACUGACUUAAUUCUGGUAUUUAAGGAGUGGAAAAGCUGUUUGAAAGUGACCUUCAUUUUUCCAAAGCUAGAGGAUCUCCCUGAGUUGUAUUUUAGGGCUUAGUAGGUAAUACUAAAUUGUUUAUUUUUAAGUAGGUAACUGAGAAUGCCCAUUUUAUUUUUUAUGGUAACAUUUUAUUUUUAUUAUGAAAUUAUAAUGUACACCUUCAGAAAGUACAGUUGACUUAAUUCAUAAUCAGUACUAUAUCAAUAUAUGAAUACCAAGCAACUUACAUAUAGGAAAUUUAAAAUAAAAUGUUACCAAACUAAAGCCUAGUUUACAGACAAUACAACUGUAUAUGCUAAACAUUAAACCUUGGUAUGAAGAAUUAUUCUUCAUUUCUUUAUCAUCACAUUAAGUUCUUAAGUAUAACAAAGCCCAUGAGCUGAAAAGAUUCAUUUUGAAAACACUUGCCCGUUUAUGAUGAUGUUUCAGCAGUUUUUUAACAAAAUCAUGUGAAAAGGAAUAUAAGUUCCUCUUGAUGUAUAGUAAACUUGUACUAUAGUUUUUACAAAAUUGUGAACUUGUGUAAUAGUAUAAUAGGAGAUAUUGUUGAAUUUCUAACUGUUUAUACAUUUAAAUUCAUAUAUGUAAUGUUUGUUUUAUUGAUUACAAUCUGAAUUUCUAAGAUGCAUGUUGACUUUUUGCAAUAAAGAUAUAAUAUGGAAUGGUUCAAAAUUUAAAAAAAGGAAAAAAGAAAAAGCUACAAAUAACUAACUUAAAAAAAUUGGAAAACUGAAGAACCAUUCCAAAAAAUUACAA